AUGGAGAAGAUACACAUUUCUGAUGAUGAUAGAAUUAUAUUUGCAAAAUUGACGAUACCCGCGGAACCAGACCUGUUGCCCAUCUAUGUGCUCAACAUCUAUGCGCCUGCGGAUUCAUCUCAGAACAGAGCCAUUUUCUACAACAGCCUUAUGAACUACAUCAAGUCUCUUGAUUCAUACGGUGACAUAUUGGAGCGUUUGAUUUUGGCGGGCGAUUUCAACUUUCAAUACGACCUUCGUUUGCCCAACAACGCACCCACCAAACGACCAGCAGCAUUUGUCUUGUUUACGGAUACCUUCCUUCAUGAUUGUAACAACAACUACAGUGACUCCCUCUUUGAAACUCUUCCAACCUUUCGACGGGGCAAGGUCAUUAAAACGCUUGACUACAUCAUGGUGGGCCGCCAGCUGAAGGAACUCUACUUUGACAAUAACGUUGAGCACGUCUCUUCGGUGUGGACUGACCAUGCUUUAUUGACCAUCAAGCUGCGUCUUCAACUCAACAACACGGGCAAAGGGUUAUGGCGGGCCAACCCCAACCUGGUGCACUACAAGUCCUAUGUGAAGAAGAUCCACUCUGGUAUCAGCCACUUCAUGCAGACCAUCCUUGCUAACUCCUCAGAUAGCAAUCAGAUCAAAUGGGACCAUUUGAAGGGCUACAUCCGAAAAUUGACUAAAGCUUACUGCAGUAACCGUGCCUCCUGGAGGAAACAGCGUCUCAAGGAUCCUCAAAGCUCUCGGAAUCAGCUCAUCCGUCGGUUAAAAGGUGAUCAGGAAGCAUUGCAGCAGGAACUCCCCAAGGUUGAGAAACCUAUUACUCAGUUGGAACAUGAAAUUGCCCUCAAUGCUACUCUCAAAGCGGGUAGACUUUGGCUAGACAACAACGAACACUCGAUCGGCUUCUUGAAGAAGACGGGUGAAAGGCGUCUUGCUCAACGGACAAUGGACACUAUCACUCACCCAACGACAGAAGUUCCCUGUACUACCACUGCGGAUAAGCUGGAGGCGGUUCAUGCUUACUAUGAUGUGCUGUACUCUCCCGAGCCAACUCAUCGUUACUCUAUGGACAAGUUGCUCAGAGGUAUCCAGAAUACAAUUUCCGUGGACGAUGCUGAAUUCAUUAUCUCAUCUAUUGACAUGGAUGAUAUUCUGAAAUCUGCUACCCGUUGCCCCAAGGUCAGUAGCCCAGGCAGAGAUGGACUCCCUUAUCCCAUUCUUCGUCUGAUAUUGGCGCACCCUGACUGCAAGGAUCUCGUGCUUGCUGUAUACAACGACGCUCUCAAUCUCGGUGUGUUCCCACCCUCUUGGCAGGAAACGUGUAUAGUGCUCUUACCUAAGAAGGGUGAUCUGUGGAACUUGGCAAACUGGCGUCCGAUUUCACUUAUCAACACUGAUUGCAAGAUAUUCACCAGGAUCUUGAAUUCAAGGGUCAUUGGAGCGGCCAACAAGGUCAUUACUGGACAUCAAGCAGGCUUCAUGCCUACACGAUUUAUUGGUGACCACGGUCUUGCUCUGCGACUCCUCAUGGAGGACGCCCAAUUACAUUCUAAUCGUGCUGUUGGUGUUGUAAUUGACAGUGCCAAGGCUUACGAUUAUGUAAACGAACAGUAUAUUUGCAAGGUGCUCCAGAAGUUUGGUUUCCCCUCUACAUUCAUUACCAGUGUUCGUAAUCUGUUCUUUAAGACCAAGAUUGCGAUCAAUGUGAAUGGGUUUAUGACGGAUCCAGUGUCUCAAAAGCGUGGGCUUCGCCAGGGCGACUCCAUCUCCCUUGUACUUUUUAACUUUGCUCUGGAACCUCUUCUGCUGGCUAUUCUAAAAGAUGCGAAAAUCAAGGGAUACUCUAUCCACACUGCUGCUGUCAAGUCGUCUUCCCUGCAAUUGGUGGCGCCCGCUCCUGUCAAAUUGCUGGCUUAUGCCGAUGAUCUGCUGUCCAUCGCCUUCCCUUUGGCUGGAGAUAGGUCCCGCGUGCGUCCUGACUUGUUUCGCCUCUCUAGUCGGCUCCAGUUUCAAUGGUACGACUCGGAUAGUCCAUCUUACAUUAAGUACCUUGGCUAUCCUAUAUGGUUCAGCAAAGCCCAGCGAGAUGACUUCUGUAAAGGAACUAUCCUCAAGCUUCAAGCCUCCCUGGAUAGACAUCGUACAAGAAGCAUUUCUGUCUACGGUCGUGCAAACAUGGUAAAUUCGUUGUUCCUAGCUCGCUUUUGGCACAUGCUGCGUGUCACUACCCUGCCCACCGCUUUUGAGCGAAAGAUCUCUUCCUUGGUGUACCAAUUUGUCUGUCAUAAGAUUGUACCCACCAUGAAGAAAUCCGUCAUAUACCUGCCAAAGCAUGUCGGUGGUCUAGGCGUCAUUGAUAUUAAGGUGCAACAGCACAUCUUGCAACAACGCUAUGUUCGCGCUUUGCUUUUGGAUAAUCAGGUCUCUCGCCCCAUUCCUGCUUUCCUCAUGCAACUGCUAUGCGCGUUCAUACAGGUCACCUACGGGGCUGCCCACCCUCAACUGCCAUUGCUGUUCCGUAACCUGCGUUUUGGAACCUCAUUGCCUCACCAACACUGCUUGCUGCCAAUCCUCCGCUCGGUGGAUGCCUUUGCUGUUGAAGCGUCUUGGUCUGAUUGUGGUUUGUCGGUGGAUACGUUGUUACAGUUGCCUAUGACAGAGCUCUUUGAUCCGGCAACUACCGAUCCCAGUCUUCUGUAUCACAAACAGUUCCGUCAGUUGCCUGCCCGUGUCUUUCUCGAACAAAGUCGUCUCCCUGAGGCCUUGAAUGGUCGCGGCCGUACGCUCAACACCAUCCACUUUGUGUCUUCCCUUUGCCCCAUUCUUCUUGCCAAUCCUGCUGGUCCUGAGCCAUUACUUGUCACCGGUGGAGGUGUUGAUCUGUCGCCCUACUAUUGUCACAAGCUCUCCUACCAAGGUAUUACGAUUCUGUCCAUGUCUAAUACCGAGCUUCGUGCAAUGUACAUGCGCGAUCACCCUCCAAUAACCAACCCUCGGGUAGAUGUAAACCGACUCACCGUGGCUUCUUUUCUUCAAACGAAAAUGCCCAGUGCAGCUCGUAAUCUUUGGUUCCGGUUGAUUCAUAAUAAGGUCUCUUCCAAAGUCAAUGUGUACAAGAUCUUCAAGCUACCAGAUGAUCUUUGCGUGUAUUGUGGCUACCGUGAGACUACCACUCACAUGCUCUUUACUUGCCCUGCCAAUUGGGACAUUUGGAUAAAUUACUUUGCCCUGCUUUUUGUGCCUCUUGGGCCACUUGAUAUGAGCCAAGUUGCUACGGAUGUCCUCUCCCUGGACCUCUCCUCGUACUGCCUCUUGGAUUCAUCCCUCAAGGUGUCCACGUUUGAAGCCGUAACCUGUGUUAUCACAGCUAUUUGGCGCGCCAAAUGGCGUGAUCAUUAUGAUAGCGUUGGUUUUGACAAUCAGUCCGUAAUGGACCGUGCCAUGACCAACUUGCGUAGAAUAUCCUCUCUUAACUUGUUAAGCUAA
This is a messenger RNA of Mucor velutinosus, 3483 nucleotides long. RefSeq lists its product as uncharacterized. The transcript has 3 exons. The record is from RefSeq and is a predicted model, not a curated record. NCBI's taxonomy places the organism in Eukaryota, Fungi, Mucoromycota, Mucoromycetes, Mucorales, Mucoraceae. Bases 1 to 3483 code for a protein of 1160 amino acids.